CGCCGCUAACUGUCCACCCUCCCCAUUUCCUAGAGGGGCCAGCAGGGCGGCGCUGGGGAGGGGCCGUGAGUCAGGGAUAAGGACUCCGAACAAAGGUCGGGUGGGGCUCCUCAGAACUCCCGGGCAGCCCCACGGCCCCUCCCCAAGGCCCGCCCCCUACCCUCCGGUUACAGCUCGCGCCCUCCCGCCCCGCAGACACACCUGCUCUCGGCACCAUGGAGUUCGACCUGUCUGCAGCCGUGGAGUCCCCCUCCAAGAAGCCCCAUGUGGGAGACCCCAAGCACAACCCCAACAAAGUUCAGGGCGGGUCAGCUGAUAACCUGAAGCAUCACCAUGGCCAUGGCCAUGGCAGCUCCUCAGAUUCCAGCAGCAGCAGCAGCAGCAGCUCCAGCGACUCGGAAAACGAGGCGAAGCCCGGCGCCGCCGACUCACAGCAGCACAAAAGCGCCUCGGACAAGGUCAAGAAGCCCAAGGUGAAGAAGGAAAAAAAGAAGAAGGAGGACGAGAAGAAGAAGCCUUCCCACUGACGGGCCUGGGCGGGGUUCAUUAAACCCUUUUUCGGCCUC
This is a messenger RNA of Phacochoerus africanus (Common warthog), 566 nucleotides long. It is a transcript of the gene C8H19orf33, whose product is annotated as chromosome 8 C19orf33 homolog. The record is from RefSeq and is a predicted model, not a curated record. The transcript is spliced from 4 exons. Lineage: Eukaryota; Metazoa; Chordata; Mammalia; Artiodactyla; Suidae. Gene Ontology annotation, cellular component: nucleus. Bases 216 to 527 code for a protein of 103 amino acids.